Cucurbita maxima (winter squash) is the source of this 762-nucleotide messenger RNA. RefSeq names its product upstream activation factor subunit spp27-like. The record is from RefSeq and is a predicted model, not a curated record. Gene Ontology annotation, cellular component: nucleus. Lineage: Eukaryota; Viridiplantae; Streptophyta; Magnoliopsida; Cucurbitales; Cucurbitaceae. The coding region runs from base 97 to 540 and encodes 147 amino acids. The transcript has 2 exons.
CAUUUCCAUUUCCUUUACAGUCUCAGACUCUCAGUCGACCAAAAGCGGCCUAAAACCCUGAAGUUCGAACCCAAACGCCGUCUUCCCCGGUGCAAAAUGGCGUCAGGUCUUAACAAUGGCACUAGGUUAUUCAGAGGUUGCAGAACCCUCUUAGAUUCACUCAAGUCCACCACUCAAGCUUACUCUUCUGCUGCUGCGGUUUCUCCCAAGGGGGAGCUAAAAGCUUCAGGUGCCGCUGCUUCCCGCAAAAAAUCGGAAGCCGGAGAGAAGAAAGAGGGGAAUCGUUCGGGGGGGAUUUUUAAGUCCGUCCAGGUUUCUCCGGCUCUCGCUGGCUUCCUCGGCAUGUCCGAGUCUUCGCGUUCUGAAGCCGUCAAGCAAAUAUGGUCCUACAUCAAGCUGAAUGAUCUCCAGAACCCAGCUAAUAAGAGGCAGAUCAAUUGUGAUGAAAAGCUAAAGGCCAUAUUUGAUGGAAGAGAGAAUGUGGGGAUCUUAGAGAUCGGAAAAUUGCUAUCCCCUCAUUUUGUGAAGUCGUCUAGUUAACCAUCAAACUUCCAAUGCAUGUAUCGACUUAGUUGUUCUAACAGUUAUCUCUCAACCUAUCUUCCAAAUCGCUGAGAUGAUAUUGUGCUGUGUUUGGCUAAUCUUAUGUACUCCUUGGUUUGUCUCUGCUUUAAGAAAAAGAGGUAUUUCAUGCCCCGACCUUGUUGUUCAUUAUGCCUAGCUUUUAAAUGGUUUUCAUUCAAUGUUGGUCUCCUUGCUUCA